GCGCUCCCCGCACGCCGCUCAGCCGGUGGGCUGGCCCGGGUACCCGCCCCGCCCCGCCCGGUAGCCUAGAAAAGCGGGUCCGGGCGGCGGGGGGUGCUCGGCGGCAGCGAGGGCUUCCCCCCCCGCCGACCAUGAAGAACCCGGUGCCGCAGGCGGCCUCGCUGCUGCUGGAGAAGCUGCUGCUUCUCGUCCACGUCCGGCCCCUGCCCGCGGGCUCCGGCGGGGAACCGGCGGCGGCCCCCGGCUACUACGACACCAGCUGCUUCAAGCGGGGCGACCUGCUGGAGGUGCCCCGCACCCUCUUCAUCCACUUCGGCAUCUACCUGGGCGAGAACCGCGUCGCCCACCUGAUGCCCGACAUCCUGCCCGCCAUCACCGGCGACCGCCGGCAGAUCCAGCAGGUGGUGACCAACAAGCGGCUCAUCCUGGGCGUCAUCACCAAAACGGCCAGCAUCCGCGUGGACACGGUGGAGGACUUCGCCUACGGCGGCAGCAUCCUGGUCAACCACAUGGACCGGCUCUUCGAGGACCAGGUGCUGGGCAGCGAGGAGGCAGCCCGCCGGGCGGAGAAGCUGGUGGGAGCCACGGCCUACAGCCUGCUCUGGAACAACUGCGAGCACUUCGUCACCUACUGCCGAUACGGAGCCCCGGUCAGCUUCCAGACCGACAAGUUCUGUGAGACUGUGAAGAUGAUUAUUCGGGACCAGAGGAGCGUUCUUGCUUCGGUGCUUGUGGGAUUAGCAUCGAUAGUCUGCCUCGGUUUGGCACCCUCCACCACGCUCCCCACUAUCUUUAUCCCCUUCUUUCUGUGGAUGGCUGGCUAACAGCCUAUCGCAGGCAUGCGGCCAGCAUCUGUAUAUAGGAUGUACACUACUGUAUUUAUGAAAGCACAGAUUACUCAUCGGUGUCACGUAAAGUUUCUUAACCUUGUGUGCCAUUUUUAAAUAUAACUUUGUCUAGAACACAGUGCACAAGGCAUAGCUUACUGUGUAAGCCGAAUAAUAGAUUUUCUGAAAAUCUCAGUUGGUACAUUUUAACACACCUUUAAAUCAUGAAAAAGUAGGGUUGCGAUGCAGUUCUGCUCCUUGCCUUUAGCCAUAAGUGAUUCUGGCAAUAUCCUUCAUGUUACUCAAUUUCGUAGCUGCAUACCCAGGUGCUGUAAGUAUUCAAAAAAAAUAGAUGAUGGAGUGACACAAAGCGAUUGCUAUUGAGAACAAACUACUUACCUCUUCCUUUGAUAGAUACAGUGCAUAUUCAGAAGUUACUGCCUCCAUCCCUAGAAUACUCUUUAGUGGAGAUACAAAUAAGUAAACCGACUCUCUUUGAUAGCCAAGAACCCAGCACCUAGGCUGGGCGCUGCAGGAGCGCAUCUGGCUGGAUUGGCUACAUUUAUUUCCCUUUUGAGAAAUGUUCACAAAUCUCUCAUUUGCAUUAAUCGUGUGAACACUUGCUACAGUAUUGAACAAUUUUUUAAUUGGGUUAGUGGUAAGGAAAGAUGGCAAUUCCUCAGCAUUUUCCUUGCUACUGAUAGUGGUUAGUAUGGCUAAUGUAAAUGGCUACAGAGGGGCUUAAGGGAUGCAGGAAGAAACUAGCUUGCUGUAUGACAACUAGUGACAUACAAACAUCAGAAAUUACCAGUGUUCAGGGCACAUGGUGGGGAGGAGGAGGACAGACCCCAAUUUAGUUCCUACCUUCCCUCAGCAAUGGGACCUGGGUGGGUGCCGUAAUGCAUCAGGGAUCAUUGGAGCAGUUUCUGUGGUGGCUGUAUUGUCGUUUUUGCCUUAAAACAAGGUGCCUCUCAGUGAAAGACAACACGUCUUUCUGCGCUCGUCCCCCGCAAAUAAGUAUUCACUUGCAAGCCGCAGUUGGUGCUAAAAAUGUUUCCUCUUCAAUGUUGAGGCCUUUCUGCUUAUCAAGAAUAUGUAAAGUUGGAUUUGAAAUCAAGUUCAUCUAGCCAAUUGUUUGAGUGCUAAAAACCUUUGCUAUUUUUUUUUUCUUAGCAAUGUCUUGAUGUAUGCAGAGAAACUGUUCAGUUCUUGGAAUGCCUUGCAUGUGAUACGUGAACUUACACGUUCACGCGCUAUGCUUGCCUGCCUUUCUAGUCAAAGGCGACUGCGAUGGUGUCUUCACGAAGGACCGAACCUCAGAUUUACUUCUUUCUAUGAGUGGUGUUCAGUAUCCUGUCAUCAGCUCUGCUACCGAAGUGGCCAUUUUCCCCACUUUUAGAGAAAGUAAUUUUAACUGUGCUGUAAACCCCCUCCUCCUUCCCCCGGACCUUACAGCUGCUUGAAGAUUGGAUUCUUGAACUAUGAGUCUACUUGGCUGCUCUCUAAUCAUCUUUCUUCUUCUGGCUGCUCCACUAUAACCGACGAAGAAUGUAAAGACUGGGGUGAAAUUCCAGGCUUGUAGGAAACGGCAGCGUGGCUGCUGCUGCCGCCGUCAACCGAGAGGGGAUUUCGGCCCAGCUUUCAGUACACCUUCAGUCUGCAGCCCAGCUCCGAGCAGCUGGAUAUCGAUUACUGUUGGAUCCUUGUAAACAACUCUGUUCUGCUUUCAAAGAUUGCAACGCUCAGUGUAACUGUUUCUGGUAAACUUUUAAAUUUAAGGUGUUUUUUAAUUAACAUGAAUUGCUUUUUCAUAGUGUACGGUUUAGUAAUAUUUACAUAAAUUCCAGUGUGUUUUUUUUUUACUUGCUGUGCAUAAGGUAUGAACUGUAGUCAUUACUGUAAUUAUAUAAAUAGAACUUACUCAUUUAAAAACGUCUACCGGCCUCUUGAAAUUGAGUAUAAUGCUAUAGCAUUUCUCUAACAUAUCCCAGUAGGGCACUGAACAGUCCAUUAGCAUGCAGUUACAUGGUGUCUGAUUACAGGUGGGCUUUUCUUUUCCCUUUAUUUACUUGGGAUUUAUAAGAAUUCCAGUAAUUCUUACGAUUCACUUAUACAAUAAACAACGGGGUCAUGACCAGUAACAGAAUCAUAAGUGGGAUUGUUGGAAGGCAGAGAAAUGUUCCUGCUCCUAGCUUCACUAUCAAAGGACCAAUGCUCCUGCUUUGCUAAUGCUGUUGAGCAAGAAGCAUCGGGCUUAGACUGGGGGACUAAGCUGGGAUCUUCAUAGGUGUCUAUGAGGGAAAUGAAAGCAGUUCCUUGCAGACUUCCAGCUCCAUUAGUAGAGAAUUGUCCUUCAACAUGUAGUCUUUUGAAGCUCAUGAAAUACUAUGGAAUGGUCUAGAAUGUCUUGCUGUAUGCUUUCAUCAAAGACAAGUAAUAAUGUGGGCAUAGGAACAGAAAUUCAGCUGCAUGUUUAGGAGUUUUUCCUACCAACUAUAAUUCUAGCAGAGAUCUGGAAAUUUUGUUCAAGUCAGGCAUGAGUCAGAUCAGUCGUACUCCGAGGGGAAAACCAAGACUAGCAGGCAUGAAUUCUCAUGUUCAGCUCAGUGGGUGGUGGUUGUGCUCUGAAAUAUUUUGGUAAAUGUCAGUGUCAACUUUUUUUUCUGUAAUUACUAGAGUAAAAAUAAGCACUUGCCCUAGGUGGAGCAUUGCAUUUCAGACUUGAGCUCAGCUGUGAUGCCAUUGAAAUGAAGGAGCUAGUUAUAAUAAGAAAAACACGGAAAACUGGAGCAGUUCAGCUGUUUGGCAAUGUGUACGCUUAGAAGUAAAAUUGUUCAUCGGUAACUGUAAGUGAUGAUGAUGGGGAGUGUAAAUCUAGAGCUGAAGCUCAUUUCAGUGGUGAGGCUGUUUUGAAAAGUUGUGUGGUUAAAUGAGACUAUGUAAUGGAGGAGUACAACCAUCACCCCUGUGCCACUGGGAAAGGCAAGUAGUGAAGACAUCAAGUGAAAAGGAUAGAUGUUGCACUUCAGGCUUUCCAAAGAAAAUAAAAAUAAAA
Molecule: messenger RNA, 3882 nt
Organism: Grus americana (Whooping crane)
Lineage: Eukaryota; Metazoa; Chordata; Aves; Gruiformes; Gruidae
Gene: LRAT
Product: lecithin retinol acyltransferase
Exons: 2
Coding region: 132-824 (230 amino acids)
Biological process (GO): retinol metabolic process
Molecular function (GO): phosphatidylcholine-retinol O-acyltransferase activity
Source: RefSeq, a predicted model, not a curated record